Messenger RNA from Puccinia triticina, 306 nucleotides. RefSeq lists its product as uncharacterized. The coding region runs from base 1 to 306 and encodes 101 amino acids. Lineage: Eukaryota; Fungi; Basidiomycota; Pucciniomycetes; Pucciniales; Pucciniaceae. The transcript has 3 exons. The record is from RefSeq and is a predicted model, not a curated record.
AUGGGUGCUAAGGCCGGAACUUUCCCAACCAACCUGGAGCAAUCUACUGGGAUCAAAAAAUACAAAAUCCUUUCCCGCAUGGAAGUGGACUCGCAUUACACCUUGUACAUGAAGGUGUCAUCUUCCCGACCCCAAAGAUGUUCAGAGUGCGGCUGCGCCUACAUUGUCGACUUCCAAGGCAACCCGCAUGAACACGGCAAUGAAGAACCCAAAUUAUUGGUUCUUCAUGAACAUCCUGGAGAAAAGCCCCAACUGAAGUGGGGCUGGGGUGACAUGACCACCCAUGACGGUGGAAAUCAACGCUGA